Messenger RNA from Drosophila simulans, 466 nucleotides. RefSeq lists its product as uncharacterized. The record is from RefSeq and is a predicted model, not a curated record. NCBI's taxonomy places the organism in Eukaryota, Metazoa, Arthropoda, Insecta, Diptera, Drosophilidae. The transcript has a single exon. Bases 245 to 463 code for a protein of 72 amino acids.
UUUAUUUGUCGGUUUGGGUCCUUUUGGCCGGGUUCGUCAGCAAACGGUUCACAAUAAUUGCCAAUGCAGAAACCUUUUUGGCCCGCUGCUAAUGAGCCGAACAUCGCCGCAUCGCUUCUGCAUUUAGGCCUAAUAACUGUCGGCGAGGAAAGUCGGCAAAUGGCCAGUGGAGAGACGCCGAGAAACCUCCCGAAAAAGGCGCACAAGUCAAAGCAAAUUAAAAUAAGAAUCACGACAGGUUACCAUGCAAUCCCCCAAUCGAACCCGGGAGGACUUCAGCUCCAUUCGGAACAAACACGAAACGCCGCCAGAAAAGUUCAAGUCGGCUGGUGAAAGAAAUUUACAAGUGUUAAAUGUCGAACGCUUUUUGGCACUGAGGGGAAAUGCGUGCUGGCCGGCUUUCGACACGAAGGCAACGCGGAAACGGUGGACAAAUAAACCCCAGGUUGUAAAAUGCACUUAAAAA